Molecule: messenger RNA, 6978 nt
Organism: Sorex araneus (European shrew)
Lineage: Eukaryota; Metazoa; Chordata; Mammalia; Eulipotyphla; Soricidae
Gene: RAB22A
Product: RAB22A, member RAS oncogene family
Exons: 7
Coding region: 226-810 (194 amino acids)
Molecular function (GO): GTPase activity; GTP binding
Source: RefSeq, a predicted model, not a curated record
GGCGACGACGGCGCCCCGGAGGCCGCGCUCGGCUCGGGGCUGCUGAGGCGGGUCCCGCGCGGCCGGCGACGCACGGGCCGAGCCGCGGGUGGGCGGGCGGCCGCCGCCUCUGGGCUCCCGGCGGCGGGCCGGGCCGUGCGGCGGCGGCGGCCCCGCGGGAUGCUCGUGCUGGGCCCGGCCUCUCCCUCCGCGUAGGGCGGCGCGGCCCGCGGCCCGGGCUCCGGCAUGGCGCUGAGGGAGCUGAAAGUGUGUCUGCUGGGGGACACGGGCGUCGGUAAGUCGAGCAUCGUCUGGCGGUUCGUGGAGGACAGUUUCGACCCCAACAUCAACCCGACCAUAGGGGCAUCGUUCAUGACCAAGACCGUCCAGUACCAACAUGAGCUCCAUAAGUUUCUCAUCUGGGACACAGCCGGACAAGAACGAUUUCGUGCCUUAGCACCCAUGUACUACCGAGGGUCUGCCGCAGCGAUAAUCGUGUAUGACAUCACAAAAGAAGAGACGUUUUCAACCUUAAAGAACUGGGUGAAAGAACUUCGGCAGCACGGCCCACCCAACAUCGUAGUCGCCAUUGCAGGGAAUAAGUGUGAUCUUAUCGACGUCAGAGAGGUCCUGGAGCGAGACGCCAAGGACUAUGCGGACUCCAUCCAUGCCAUCUUUGUGGAGACCAGCGCCAAGAACGCCAUCAACAUCAAUGAGCUCUUUAUAGAAAUAAGUCGAAGGAUCCCAUCCUCGGAUGCCAACCCUGCGUCUGGCGGGAAGGGCUUCAAGCUCCGGAGACAGCCGUCAGAGCCCAAGCGGAGCUGCUGCUGACCCCGCCCCGGCACCCCAACUCCAUGAGGAAGUGGGUGAUCCUGCGCGCAAGGAAGGGGUUUCUCAGAGACUGACCCCCGACUCCUCUGAAGACUGCAGCAGGAGCAUUGCCGUCAUCCUCUGCUACAUCCUGCAGAGACUGCCAGGCAAGGCACCCGCAUCACUGGCUUCUGACCUUGCCCGAAAGGGACGUAGAAUUGUCCGGAUGGUAUGAUUCGACUGUGGAGCAGUUUGUAAUCAAGGUUCUGUGUGACAUUUGUAAAGGGAAAACUCGCACUUUCAGGCUCUUUGGAGAAGACCUGGGGAGAAUGGUCAUUUCCUGGGCUUCCUGUCACCACUGUUACAGGGAAUUGUAUCAUUUCAAACAGGCGGGCUCUCCUAAGUGGAGGGGUAGCAAUUAUUAUCUGAAGUUAAAAUGGGUUACUUACACGACUGAUGGAAAUGGUUUCAGCCCCACCAUCUCCAGAGCAAUUUUCAUUGCUACAUUAGCCCAGGAGACAUCAGUAAAUUAACAGCAGUAAUAGCAGAUGAGUAUCUCACCCUCCGUUUGCGUUCUGACCCUGUCAUUUCUGUGUCACCAAACACAUUAUUGGCACCUUUUGUAAUAAGCUCUUAUGAUCAAGAAGGGAGGGAGGGCUGCCUGGGAGAAAUUGAAUUGCAUAUGUUUAAACUGGUUAGCAAUAGUUUUUUAAAAAGGAAGAGAGAAAGAGAAAGUAAAGAAGUGUAAAUGCUGUCAGUAUUUUUGUUUGUUUUUUUUUCUAAUUUAACCCAAAUAUUUUGGUGACAAAAGCAAUUAUCUGUAGCUUAGCAUAUGUAAAGUUGUAGUCUAUAUUUAUGAGACCAUUGCUUAAAGAUGACAAAUUAUGUAAAUACGUGAAUAAAUCCUACGUGUCACUGGCACUCUCCUGACCGCCGCCCUCCAGGUCUCAGUCUGUCCGUGGGGAGCCCACAGCUGCCGUCCCCCCCCUCUGGAGCAGCCCACCUGGAAGCGGUAAUAGAGACAUAAGCCACUCUGACAAGCCUGACCGGCCCUGCCGAGCCUGGGGCUGAAAGUUCGAGCCCCAACUCCAGUCAGUUACUGAGCAUCGGUGAGAAAUUUCUCCCGGCGCCUGCGGCAGCCUCAGGUCCACUGCGUUCAGAGCCCGCCUGGUGAACGCUCCGUUGCUCCUUCUGGCGCCUUUCUUUUUCCCUGGUCAGGGUGAGCACCCUUUCCCGUCGGGAAGCCUAAGGAGGUUUCUGACGGGAUUUCAAACUAAGACACAGAAGUGAAGUUGGUGAGAUUUGUUCCCGGUGUCACUGGGAGCCCUCCAGCUCAGUAUUGUAAGGGAAGGAAAUUUGCAGGAUUAAAUAGGAACUGUAACUGCUUUAUUUGAAACUGAGUGAUAUUUUCAGAGCUAUCAUUAACUGAACAGUUGAAACUAUGUAGAAAUAAUCGUGAUUUCAUCCUGUUGUUCCCCCACCUUCCCCCCUCCUUGAUGCAGAUAGAUUUUAAUGGGGAAGCUACUGCACUCAGAUGACGUCAGCUCUGCGUCCCCUUUUCCUCCUGCAUCAGAGUGUUUAUUCUGGAGGCUAUAGGGUGCGGUGCGGGGGGUGGGUGGGGGGGCUCUGACGUCGCUCACGGCACCUUGCGCCUCCCCAGUGCCGGGAGAGGAAACACGAUCCCCAGGGCUCACUCCUGAGCACUGAAAGAUGGUUCCAUUUUAUCCCGUGUGUGACCACGCCCCCGGCCUGUCCUUGGCUCCCCUGUGCUGGGCCUCUGUCUUCACGACAACCAAAUGAAAACAGAGGUCACUGCCUCCUCGCAGGCCCGGCUGGCUGCCGCCCUCACUACCUCCUGCCGCCCGCUGCCGCCCCAUCUGUCCUUCCACCGAACCUGGGCGCCCUUUUCUUCCCCGUCACAUGCUCAGAUCAGACCCGUCCUUUCUCCUCUCUUGCUGCUGGUUUCUCAUUUUCCAGGUGCAGUGCAGGGCUCUGUGUGGGUUUCACCACGUUUGAUGAACGGGACGGAUGGUGUCUGGCUGGCGCGACACCUCGAUUUCACACGCGUCUCCUGCCACCUUCUCCUGCCCUGCUCCAUCGGUCUGCAUCAGCAAUUGACAUGGCCCCGUUUCCCUGGUUCUCCUGCGGUAUCUUUUGAUGCCUGGCAGCACCCCCUGCAGAGUGUUACCUCUGACCCAUAAUGCCGCCCUGGGGCGAAGGGGGGAAGCCCCCAGUUUCAUCUCUUUUGUUUGCUUCUGAAAUGCAAAGAUGAACGUUAAAGUUGGAGCCCUUGUUUUGCUGAGUACACUCUGGGUUCUGAACUGAAGAGGCGGGUGAUGUCAUCCAACACUCCGUCUGUUCCCUGCUGUUACUUCUCACUAGGAAAAAAGGGCUCAGUUUCAAGGAAUUGAGCUGGAGCCCCAUCUAUAAAACGUCUUUGGCUCUCCGAUGACGCAUGGCCAUUUUUUAAAACUUGAGGGACUGAAAAGAGAGAAAUCAUUAAUGAGCUCCAAGUGCGUAUCGAUUCCUCACAGAGAAACUGAAAUAAGCUCUUUGCAGGUGUCCAGUGCCCACCAUCGGCGCCGCACAGAACUCUCCUGUCACAUAAGUGUUUUUCUGGUCCUGUGGUAACUAAUUAGCGAUCAUCCGCUGAUUAAAAGAACAUCAAGUGAGGGUAUGAUUGAGUGUCCUCCACGUAAAACUCCCUGGAAGAAAGGCUGGGGGCAGGAGCGAAUGCAGGCCUGUGGUUCUCAGUAAAACUCCUCUAUCCUCAGCCUCGGCCGCAGUCAGAAGUUCCGUGCAUAGCCGCCGAGAGACGGGCUGCUUGGAAAAUAACCUUCUCCCCGCAGCAGUCGGUGGUGUUGUGCAAAGUCUCCCAUUACACACAUCUCCUGGGCGCCUGCCUGUGCCUCGCAGAGAGGCUUUUGUCCCGGAGGCUCAGUCUCAAGCGGACUGGGUCCUUCCUGAAGUCCUCUGUUAUUUUUAAAUAAAGAGGAAAAGGCCACAUUUAAUUUCCCAACUUCUCUUUAAUUCUUACAUUUCUUUUUCUCCAGGCAGGAAACGGGCCUCGGGGCCCUCUGAAUUAAACCCUGGGAGGUGUCGUGAGGAAAAUGUCCUUUAGGGACUGUUCUCCUGGAGAAGUCGGCCCGGCUCUCUCCUGGCGCGCCGUGGGGGCGGGCAGGCUGGUUCAGGGCCUCUGCACUAAUUGGCAUGUCAGCCUCAGCGCCUCGGAGCCUGCAGUGGUUAUUUGUUCCUUGCUGUGUCUUUUGUAUGCGGGAGUGAGAGUAGAAGAGGCUCUAUAAAUCCAUCCUUGGACUCUUUCUGCUCCCUUCCCUGGAGUGGGACGUGCGCCGUUGUGCAGGAACAGAUGAGCCCCGCCACACUCCUUGUGUUUGCACGAACCUGAGUAAUGACGCUCAGAGUGGCCCGAACUCGGCUUGAGGAGGGUGGCGACGGUGCAAAACCAAGGCACCUUCUCUCCGCACCAGGCUGUAACUGAGCCCUUGUGCCGUGGCUCGGGGGAGGGGAGAUGUGCUGGCAAGAGCCACAGGCCGCUGCUCAGCGGUUCAUAUCAGAGAAGGGGUUUUCCAUCAAGGGUCUAGCUGGGUUAGAGGCCUGCUUUCAAUUACCUGGCUCCCUCAAAAAAAAAAAAAUAAUAAGAAACAAUUUGAGGCAAUGUCUAGGAGAUGUGCUUUAACUCCUGUGAUCCUCUGAUAAAAAAUUAUCCAAGCCACAAAUUUAUUCAGGAGAUAAACAUUCCACUGGAGAGUUUUCGAAAGAGGAGGUGGGUGGAAUUCUGCCAAGGCCUGGAAGGGUCAGGCACCGCCAGUUUCUCUCGACAGCGGAGUUACUUGUCUUGACUUCCAGUAAUAGAAAUCCAGGCAAUCUGAUUAUCCGAUUUGCAAGAAACAUUAAUUGAAUUCUGGGGCAUUUGUCCUGUUUUAUGUGCAAAUGAAAGUCUAAAAAGUAUUAGGAGGGUAUGACAUUUUCCAGGAGCUCCACUUUUUCAAUCUAAGAGAAUGAUAAGCAAGAAAUCUGUGUGAUGAAGUUUCCUUAGAUAUGAUGAAGAAAGGGAAUAAAUAGAACCCAGCAUCCCCGUAUUUCUCCGUUUGUCCUUCAGGAUUCUCUUCCAUACAGGAAGGUGAUUUACUUUUCACGUCUAGGGCCUCCACAAGCAUAGAUCAACUUUAAUUUGUCUGCACCAUCAGGAAUAACUAAUAUGUGUGUGCUCUCUCCUUUUAGAAUAUAAUCAAUUCUAGAUAUGUGGGAACGUUUUUGGCUUCUGAAAAAUGGGAGUCAGGAGUUUAUUAAGAGAAAAGUCUUAAAGCUUCUGUCUUUUCCGUUUAUGGUACUGAAUAUUCUAAAUGGUGAGAUUGGGAUGUGUCUUCAGCAAAUACAGCAAUUAAAACCAUGGAGGCUUAACAAAUUUAACACACACACACAAAUUGCUCAAUUUAUUGCCAGCGCAUUUCCAGAUCUGUAUGGCGCCCAGUGCCUCAUCAAAAUGGUUUACAACUAAAACAAAAUUCUGGGUAGCUUUCCAUGAACAGGGAUACUAGUGCCAAGAAUUCAGCCAACUAAUAGCAAGUCCUAAGACAGUAAUGAUUUUUUGAAAGGGCCUUUUUUAAUUGGCAGUUUUAAACCGUGGACCUUAAUGUUCUCCUUAAUCACACAGCAGAAACAGAGCAUGGCUGCCUCGGUGGCCCUUGACUCAGAAGCUUCCCUGUGUUUGGGCAAGCGGGUUGCGGGAGGCGGUUCUCGGGAGGAAAUCAUCUUUAAAUGGCGUCUUUACAAGGGCCAAUAAUCUGUGCUUGGAACUUCAGUUGUCCAGGAAACUCUCACAGCCUGUGAAGUCAGCCUUGUGGGAAAGCCAAACACAUCUUCCCCACGGUGUCCCCAGCUGGCCAGAGGUGACCCUGAGACGCUUCCAGAGCACUGUCGGUCCGUUCUUCUCUCAUUCGUACCUGAACAAUAGUCACUGCCCUCAGAAACUUUGGAAAGCGGGACUUAAAUGUGUGUGUGUCCAUGCCAGGCCCCGGAGCAAGCUGUCGAAUUUAGGGAACUUUCUCUUAAUCUUAACUUGGCUAGGAUUCGUGAUGGCAGAGGGCUCUGGGGGGGUGAGGGGGGUGAUGAGCGGAGGGUGAGUCAGAACAGCCGAGGGCAGCGCUAGUUCUGAACCGUUGGCUGUGCUGGGAAAAGGGAGCUUCAUCGCCCUGGAAAAGAGUUUCUCCGUCCGCCUUCAGUCCAGCUCAUUCUCCCUCGGUCCCCGCUCUGAGUCACUCCACAAUCGUCACGCUCCCCCCGGCCCCGCCGGGCCUGAGCAUACGUCUUGCCUUACUCCUCCGGUGCGGGGCUCUCCCUGCUCUCCCCCCAAGACACAGGCCACCCACCCCAGCGCCACCCCUCGUGCGUGUGACAUUCUCUCCUGUGCUGCCUUAAGUGGUCACAUUCGGAGGGGUGGCCCCACGUCCAAGAGGGAGACAAGGCACAGCCCCCGGCCCCGGCUGGCUUGUAUGGGGUGGGGGGAGCGGUUGUUGGCCUUCUCCGGGAAAAGAGCUUUUGUGAGGGGGCAGGGGGGGUGGGAAGCAGCCGUGGAGACGAACCUAGAUAUUAAAACAAAUCGCUCUGCCUCUGUCCUACCAGCAGUUCUUUCUUCGAGGAACGCCAUGCCUUUCCGAGAGCCGAGGCCGGGACUGAGCAAUCUGUGCCUUUCUGUAGUUGAGUCUGUUAGGGGGAUAUCAGGUGCAUCGCCCACACCGGAGGCUGCCGUGCACGCGAGCCUCGUAAGCACCCGCACUUGUGGCCGUGGCUCUGCACGCCUCUGCCUGCCUGCCCGGAUGGAAUGAGAGAUGAUGGUUUGCCAGGCUGCUGUGGAUGUCUGGAGACUUUAUUUUUGCAGUCUUAAGCUUGGGCUGGGCCUGAGUCUAUAAACCAUAUGUCUGUCUUGUUUGUAGAUGCUGGCAAAACUACAUCUUUUGAUUUUGUUGUAAGAUUUUUCUUUUUCCACUUAAUGCUGGUAGUAGUUGGCAAAUAGUGGUUGAUUUGGCAUACUUUUAAACCUUACUGUUUGGGCUUGAGUAUUAUAAGAUAAACUUUCACAGAGUAUAACAUGCUAAAUUACUACAGAAUUUGUUGUAUUGUAAGAAGGGUGUAAACAUUUUGUUAAUAAAUGCUAUGUUUACAAAUACA